AGUAUUAUAGACCUCACCAAAAUGGCUGCUGGUUUCAGCCCGUUACAUCCCUCCCUGGUUGUUUGUGGUUGCCAGGCAACUUCAAACCACUGUUGGAAGAGGAACUGAAUGGCAGUGGCUCUAACGAGGACGAUACCCCAAGCUUUGUGUGUGGAGAUAUUUUCACCGCCACUCAGCUGUAUUUGUUCUCCUCAAUGUCAUCGGCUGUUUACUCCCAAAGCUUAGAGGGCAGAGCUUUCAUGCCUCUAUGUCUUAAUAAAGCGGAAGUGGACACUUCCCUUUGCUUUUACCUGCUGUCUGCCCUCAAGCCAACGUGUGUGUGGGGUGAACGGUGAGACAUGGGGUCAGAGGCGGUGAAGGUGGUGGUCAGAUGCCGGCCACUGAACGACCGGGAAAAGGCUCUGAGCUCCAGGAGUGUGCUGUCCAUGGAUCUGCAGCGCUGCCAGUGCUUCAUAGAGAAACCCAGUGCGGUGGACGAGCCUCCCAAACAGUUCACCUUUGAUGGGACUUACUUCACUGAUCAAACCACUGAGGAGAUGUACAAUGAGAUUGCUUAUGCUUUGGUUGAGGGUGUCACUGAAGGAUACAAUGGCACCAUUUUUGCCUAUGGGCAAACUGGAAGCGGUAAGUCUUUCACAAUGCAGGGCGUGACGGAGCCUGCAUCCCAAAGAGGAGUCAUCCCACGUGCAUUUGAACACAUCUUUGAGAGUAUUCAGUGUGCAGAAAAUACAAAAUUUCUGGUGAGGGCCUCCUACUUGGAGAUAUACAACGAAGAAAUCAGAGACCUUCUGGGAAAUGACACCAAACAGAGAUUGGAGCUGAAAGAGCACCCAGAGCGCGGCGUGUACGUGCGUGAUCUCUCCAUGCACACUGUGCACAAUGUGGGCGAGUGUGAGAGAAUUAUAGAGCAAGGCUGGAGGAACAGGGCGGUGGGCUACACACUGAUGAACAAAGACUCCUCCCGCUCCCACUCCAUCUUCACCAUCCACCUGGAGAUCUGCAACAUGGAUGCAGCAGGCCAUGACCACCUACGAGCAGGUAAACUCAACCUGGUCGAUCUGGCAGGAAGUGAGCGUCAGUCUAAAACUGGUGCCACCGGUGAGCGACUGCGUGAGGCCACAAAGAUCAACCUGUCCCUCUCGGCCUUGGGGAAUGUCAUCUCUGCCCUGGUGGACGGUCGCUCCAAAUACAUCCCCUACAGAGACUCCAAGUUGACGCGGCUGCUGCAGGACUCUCUGGGAGGUAACACACGCACUUUGAUGAUCGCCUGCCUCUCCCCUGCAGACAACAACUAUGAAGAAACACUGAGCACGCUGCGUUAUGCCAACCGGGCCAAGAGCAUCCAGAACAGACCUCGCAUCAACGAGGACCCUAAGGAUGCUCUGCUCAGAGAAUAUCAAGAAGAGAUCAAGAACCUGCGAGCCCUGAUCUCAGGCCAGCUGGGCUCUGCUAACCUUUCAACUCUACUGGCUGGUCAGUUGUCUGAAACAUCUGCGGAUCUUCCUUCAAGGCCACAGUCGAGUACCACAGAAGCAGAGAAGGAAAAGAUUAAAGAGGAGUACGAGGAGAGGCUGGCCAAGUUACAGGCCGACUACAAUGCAGAGCAGGAGUCCAAGGCAAAGCUGCAGGAGGACAUUGCUUCACUGCGUUCCUCCUAUGAAUCCAAGGUGUCUAAUCUGGAGAAGGCCCAGGCCAGCAGGGGGAGCACUGUCCCAAAGAAUGACAACAUAAAAUUAUCUGCACAUGAAGAACCAUCAUCAAUGAGCUCGAGCUGUGAACCUGACCUGUUAAACCUCAGUUCAGCUGAGGAAACUUCUCUUACUAAGCCUGUGGUACCCUCUGCUGAAGUUGGUGUCCACAAAGAUCAAAGGGGAGACGGACUUGCAAAUACAAAUGAAAUCCCCACAGCAGAGCCUCUGGACCAGAAACAUGUCCUGGAAAGGCUGCAGCAGCUGGAACAGGAGGUGGUGGGAGGAGAGCAGGCCAAGAACAAGGAGCUGUGGCAGAAGCAUCGGCAGAGGAGGAACCUUGCCGACCAGAGGAAAGUCCAGCUCCUCCGUGCACUGUCUGAGAACAGUGAGGAGAGUGAAAAUGUUCUCUUUAAUGUCUACAAUUCCAUCCAAGAGGAAGUCCAUGCCAAAAGCCAAGUCCUGGUCAAGGUGCAGGGCAAGCUGAAAGCAGCCAAGCUGGAGAUCCGUGAUCUGCAAGCAGAAUUCGAGGUGGAGAGGAACGACUACCUGGCCACCAUCCGGCGACUGGAGAAGGAGGGCCAGCUACUGAACAGCCUGCUGGAGCGCAUGGUGCCUCUGGUGCGCCGAGACUGCAACUACAGCAACCUGGACCGGCUGAAGAGAGAAGCAGUCUGGGAUGAGGACAAUGCUGCAUGGAGGCUGCCGGAUGUGAUGGUGCAGAAAACAACUCUGCCUUCAGCAGUACAUCCAAAAUCUUCAGCAGGCAGAGGCUCCGCUACUGAAUGUGGAGAAGCUUUCAUGCAGAUGGAAGAGGACAGGUACAAGGAAAUGCUUGACCGCAGUGACAGUGAGAACAUUGCCAGCAGCUACUUCAAGUCAAAGAGAACCAGUCAGCUGCUAGGUGGAGACACAGCCAAGGGACAUGCCGUCCACUCUCCUUCUCUGGUCAGCGGAGCAGCCCACCAUUCAAUGAGCAGCCCGACUGUCAACACACCGGUCAGCUCUGACUCCAUCAUGCCUCGGCCUUUCCGCCUGGAGUCACUGGGCGUCCCGGUGUCCAGUGGUAAGGUGAAGCGCAAGAAAAGCAAAACUCACAUCCACAAUGAAGGGAUUUGAAAAGACUUGAACCUCAGUGCUUUCCGCACCAUCUCAAAGGAAAAAAGCAAACACAAAGCCAGAUUCUGAUUGGAUGGAUUUACUGUGUAAAGGCUCCUGUGAUGCCGCC
Messenger RNA from Solea senegalensis (Senegalese sole), 2916 nucleotides. It is a transcript of the gene kif17, whose product is annotated as kinesin family member 17. Gene Ontology annotation, molecular function: microtubule motor activity; ATP binding; microtubule binding. Gene Ontology annotation, biological process: microtubule-based movement. Bases 339 to 2807 code for a protein of 822 amino acids. NCBI's taxonomy places the organism in Eukaryota, Metazoa, Chordata, Actinopteri, Pleuronectiformes, Soleidae. The transcript is spliced from 15 exons. The record is from RefSeq and is a predicted model, not a curated record.